AUGAUUGCUGUUGUUCCAAUUAUCUGUCUCCCCAAAGUAUUACCAGAAUCGUUGAAAUGGCAUAGAAAUCGUUUGGUGGAAACAUCACAAGCAGGACGAAGGCGUACUCCUGAGUGCUGUGGUUUAGCUGGCACCAAUAAAACGGCGGCACUCUAUCGUGAUGCUCCUUUACCAGAGGAAUCAUCGUUGUUAUACACUUCAAUAACCACUCGUGGUAGAGGACCGCUAUGGUACAAAUUGUGGCUGGAUGUGAGGCACAUACCCAUAGCAAUUUAUCGGAUUCUCACCAAUGCACCAUUUAUGCUGAUUACACUCGCAAUCGCUAUUGACAGUCUUGUCGUUACUGGUACAUCGUCGUUCAUGUCAAAAUACUUGGAGAGGCAGUUCAAUGUACCACCAAGCAGAUCGAGUCUUUUGAUAGGAUGUAUUAUGGUGCCCAUGGCCGGAGUUGGUUGCAUGAUUUCGGGCUUUAUAGUACAGUACUUCCGGUUGAAUUGUGUAACAACACUGAAACUCGCUGUUGGACUACUGUUUGUCUCGUUGGUGCUCACCCCAAUGUAUCUCAUCUAUUGCCCACAUGAUCCUCUCGUCGGUGUCGAGACAACAUAUCCGGAUCGGGAUGGUCAGAUUUCCAUUGGAAAUUACUCGGACAUUGAACCAUCGUUACGUAGUCCAUGUAACUCGCAUUGCCUGUGUAGCGAAGCUGAAUUUCGUCCAGUUUGUGCUGAAUUUGUUGAUGGACGGCAGCUUUCGUACUAUUCACCGUGUUUUGCUGGAUGCUCGGAACCUUAUACACCUAUGCAAAAGAUAUACUCGAACUGUUCCUGUGUAGUGGAGACGGCACGUCUUCAUGUGAAACAGGUGAAGAAAGGCCUGUGUGAAUCGAAAUGUAAAGGACUAUUAGGAUUUCUCAUUAUGUUCGCCCCAUUAUCACUUUGUACGUUUGCUGUCGUCGUUCCUGUUACAUCUGUGAUUCUGAGAACAGUGGACUACAACGAGCGUUCCUUUGCUUUGGGUAUUCAAGGAAUCCUCGUACGUGCCGUAGGAACAAUCCCAGCGCCUGUGCUCUUUGGUUGGAUGUUUGACAGUGAUAGCUGCUUGCUUUAUUCCAACAAAUUGCUUGCUGAUCUCUUCCUAACGUUCUCAAUCAUUGGACAGGUGAGGGUUACUUCUUGUUAU
Messenger RNA from Cooperia oncophora, 1179 nucleotides. The record is from the annotation of a GenBank genome assembly. NCBI's taxonomy places the organism in Eukaryota, Metazoa, Nematoda, Chromadorea, Rhabditida, Trichostrongylidae.